CGCCCUCCUCGUCCAAUGAGCUGGUGGAUGGCUAUCAGGCUGAGUGUUAUUAUGGUCUGGCAAGAACAUUCCAGGGAGUCCUGCACACUGACGAUCGCUGGCUUUGUGGACGCUUGUCUUCAUUGCGCUGGCCGCUGCCGUCCACUAAUCUGGUGCCACUUUUCAGCUUCUCAUGAGCCUCCGAGGACGCUCCUGCCAGUGAGCAAGGACUAGCAUGGCGAGCGACCACAUGGAGCAGCAGCAACUCCACAACUUUGUGGUGCGGGAGAAGGUGGAGGAGGAGGGCGAAGAGGAGGUGUUGCCUGCCACCGAGAAGGACCUGGCUGAGGACGCUCCCUGGAAGAAGAUCCAGCAGAACACGUUCACCAGGUGGUGCAACGAGCACCUCAAGUGUGUCAACAAGCGCAUCAUGGACCUGCAGAAGGAUCUGGAUGAUGGCCUCAAGCUGAUUGGACUUCUGGAGGUUCUGAGCCAGAAGAACAUGUACCGCAAGUACCACGCCAGACCCAACUUCCGCCAGAUGAAGCUGGAGAACGUGUCGGUGGCCUUGGAGUUCCUGGAGCGCGAACACAUCCGCCUUGUGUCCAUAGACUCCAAAGCAAUUGUGGACGGGAACCUGAAGCUGAUCCUGGGUCUGGUCUGGACCCUGAUCCUUCACUACUCCAUUUCCAUGCCCAUGUGGGAGGACGAGGAUGACGAGGACGCCAAGAAGCUGACCCCCAAGCAGCGUCUUCUGGGCUGGAUCCAGAACAAGGUGCCUCAGCUGCCUAUCACCAACUUCCACCAGGAUUGGAGGGACGGCAAAGCCCUGGGAGCUCUGGUGGACAACUGUGCCCCCGGUCUCUGUCCAGACUGGGAGAUUUGGGAUCCGAGUCAGCCAGUGGAGAACGCCAGAGAGGCCAUGCAGCAGGCGGACGACUGGCUGGGCGUACCUCAGGUCAUUGCUCCGGAGGAGAUCGUCGACCCCAAUGUGGACGAGCACUCAGUCAUGACCUAUUUGUCUCAGUUUCCCAAAGCCAAACUGAAACCCGGCGCCCCCUUGAGAGCAAAGACACUACAUCCAAAGAGAGCCAAAGCCUUUGGACUGGGUAUCGAUCCUCGAGGGAACGUGGUUCUGAAGCCAGCAGAGUUUCUUGUGGAGACAGUAGAGGCCGGACUGGGCGAAGUUCUGGUUUAUGUGGAGGACAUGGAGGGUCACACGGAGGAGGCUCGAGUGAUCCCCAACAAUGACAAGAACAGAACCUAUUCCGUGGUCUACCUGCCCAAAGUGGAGGGACUUCAUAAAGUGAAGGUCCUGUUUGCGGGCCAGGAUAUUGACAGGAGUCCUUUCAUGGUCAACGUCUCCAAAGCCAUGGGCGAUGCCACCCGGGUUCAGGCCCGUGGGCUGGGACUGCAGCACUUGGGAAACAUGGCCACCAAGCCCACAUACUUCGACAUUUACACAGCUGGUGCUGGCGCCGGCGAUGUGGGCGUGGUCAUUGCAGAUUCAAACGACCACAGGGACACAGUGGAGGUAGUCCUGGAGAACAAAGGUGACAGCAUCUUCCGAUGCACCUACGUUCCCGUCCUGGAGGGGCGACACACAGUCUAUGUGACCUUUGCCGGUCAGCAGAUUCCCAGAAGCCCCUUCCCAGUCCACAUUGCUGAAGCCUGCAACCCACACGCCUGCAGGGCUUACGGCCGAGGUCUGCAACCCAAAGGUCUGCGAGUGAAGGAAGUGGCAGAUUUUAAAGUUUACACAAAAGGAGGCGGCAGUGGCGAGCUCCGAGUGAUGGUGAAGGGCCCAAAUGGCCCGGAAGAGCCAGUGAAGGUGGUCGAGAUGGACGGCGGCCCCUACGGGUGUAGCUAUUACCCCAUCGUGACAGGAAGUUACAUCAUCACCAUCACCUGGGGCGGUCACAGCAUUCCACGCAGCCCGUUUGAGGUCCACGUGAGCGAGGAGGCGGGGCCUCAGAAAGUGCGGGCCUGGGGUCCUGGUCUGGAGACGGGAAUGGUGGGAAACAGCGCCGACUUUGUGGUUGAGGCGAUUGGGACGGAGGUGGGAACGUUGGGGUUCUCCAUCGAGGGUCCGUCUCAGGCCAGGAUCGAAUGCGAUGAUAAAGGAGACGGAUCAUGUGAUGUGAGGUACUGGCCCACCGAGCCCGGCGACUACGCCAUUCACGUCAUAUGUGACGACGAGGACAUCAAGGACAGCCCCUUCGUGGCGCACAUUCUGCCUGCCGCCACUGACCUCCACCCAGAGAAGGUGAGGUGUUACGGGCCGGGCCUCGACCCCGUUGGCUGCAUCGUCAACAAGCCGGCUGAUUUCACCAUCAACACCCAAGGAGCCGGCAGAGGCGAGCUGAGGCUCUAUGCUCAAGAUGCUGAAGGGUGCCCCAUCGACGUGGACAUGAGGGACAACGGGGAUGACACCUUCUUGUGCAUAUACGUCCCCACAAAGUCCAUCAAGCACACCAUCAUCAUCACGUGGGCAGAGCUCAACAUCCCCAACAGCCCCUUCAGGGUGACCAUCGGCGAGGGCAGCCACCCGGAGAACGUGAAGGUCUACGGUCCCGGAGUAGAAAGAAGCGGACUGAAGGCCAAUGAGCCGACCUACUUCACGGUGGAUUGCAGCGAGGCGGGACAGGGCGACGUCAGCAUCGGCAUCAAGUGUGCGCCUGGCGUGGUAGGACCCGCCGAGGCCGACAUCGACUUCGGCAUCAUUAAGAACGACAACGACACGUUCACGGUGAAGUACACACCCCCGGGGUCUGGUCAGUACACCAUCAUGGUGGUGUUUGCGAACCAGGUGAGACCAUCUGACUUACUAAGAGACAAAAUAAAAGAUGUGAAAGGCCUGAUGUUAUUGUUGAAACAGGAAAUUCCACUGAGCCCCUUCAGAAUAAAAGUGGAUCCUUCUCAUGACGCUGCUAAAGUGAGGGCAGAAGGACCUGGACUGAACAAGUUGGGCGUCGAAGCAGGAAAGCCGACCCACUUCACCGUUUACACCAAAGGAGCCGGCAAAGCCCAACCUCAAGUCAACUUCAUCAGUGCCGCCAAAGGCGAUGCCGUACGCGACUUUGAGAUCAUCGACAACCACAACUACUCCUACACGGUCCGCUACACCUCAGCCCAACAGGGAAGUUUGUCCAUCACUGUGCUCCACGGGGGCGACCCCAUCCCGAAAAGUCCAUUUCACAUCACGGUAGCUCCGCCUCUCGACCUCAGCAAGAUCCAAGUUCACGGCCUUGACAACAAGAUGGAUGUCGGAAAGGACCAGGAGUUCCGCAUCAGCACUUUGGGAGCCGGGGGUCAAGGCCAACUGGAUGUGAAGAUCAUUUCUUCAUCUCAUCGACCAAUCCCGUGCAAGAUAGAGUCGGGCGCAGCCAAUGAGAUGCAUUCCGUGAGGUACAUUCCACCGGAGGAGGGGCCUUACACUGUGGACAUCAGCUAUGACGGGAACCCCAUCCCAGGAAGUCCAUUGGCGGUGGAGGGAAUCAUGCCCCCCGAUGCCUCCAAGGUGCGAGCCUACGGUCCAGGUCUUCAGGGAGGCGUAGUGGGAAAACUGGCCCCGUUUGCUAUCGACACAAAGGGAGCCGGCACCGGCGGGUUGGGCCUGACAGUGGAAGGGCCCUGCGAGGCCAAAAUCGAAUGCCAGGACAACGGUGAUGGUUCCUGCUCUGUGUCCUACCUGCCCACUGAGUCUGGCGAGUACACCAUCAACAUCCUAUUCGCGGACCAGCACAUCCCCGGGUCACCCUUCAAAGCGGCAGUCCAGUCCGAGUUUGACCCCAGCAGAGUGACGGCCAGCGGCCCCGGGCUAGAGCACGGGAAGGUCAACGAGGCUGCAUCCUUCCUGGUGGACUGCUCCAAAGCCGGAGAUGCGGACCUUACCAUCGAGAUCAUCUCUGUGUCUGGCUCAAAAGCCGAGGUCCAUGUGGACAACAACGGUGACGGAACCUAUUCCAUCACCUACAUCCCACAGGUCCACGGCACAUACACAAUCACUGUCAAAUAUGGAGGACACCCAGUGCCAAAGUUCCCCACCCACCUGCGGGUGGAACCGGCCCUGGACGUCAGCGGGGUUGAGGUGUACGGACCUGGGGUGGAACCCAGAGGAGUCUUGCGAGAAGUCAGCACACAUUUCAUCGUGGACGCCAGCAGUGUUUACAAGAGCACCAGCGGCCAUGUUAAAGUCUUCAUUUCCAACCCGUCAGGCGCCAACACGGAUGCCUUCAUCACAGACAAGGCUGAUGGCACGUGCCGGGUGGAGUACACGCCCUUCGAGGACGGACUGCAUCUCAUUGAAGUGUCGUGCGAUGAUGAUGCCCUACCCAAGAGUCCGUUCAGGGUGUCGGUGACUGAAGGUUGUGAUCCGAGUCGAGUGCAAGCCUAUGGGCCGGGCCUGGAGGAGGGUCUGGUCGGCAAACCCAACCAGUUUACAGUGGAGACCAGGGGUGCUGGCACAGGUGGUCUUGGCCUUGCCAUCGAGGGCCCCUCGGAGGCGAAGAUGUCGUGUAAGGACAACAAAGAUGGCAGCUGCAGCGUGGAGUACAUUCCUUUCAGUCCUGGAGAGUAUGACGUCAACGUCACUUUUGGAGGACUUCCAAUUCCAGGAAGUCCGUUUCGCGUCCCAGUGCAAGAGCUGAUUGAUCCCACAAAGGUGAGGUGUUCUGGACCAGGUCUUGGAAGUGGAGUUCGCACUCACGUCUGUCAGACCUUCACAGUGGACAGCAGCAAAGCUGGUGUUGCCCCUUUGGAGGUCCAGAUCUUUGGCCCCACAGGUGUCGCUGAGCCCGUCGGUGUUAAAGACAACGGUGGCGGGACUCACACGGUCAACUACACUCCUGCCAAUGACGGCCCGUACACCGUGAGCGUCAAGUACGCUAAGCAGGAGGUCCCUCAAAGUCCAUUCAAGAUCAAGACCCUGCCUGCUCAUGAUGCCAGCAAGGUCCGUGCCAACGGUCCUGGUCUGAAUUCAUCCGGCAUUCCCGCCAGUCUGCCGGUGGAAUUCACCAUCGACGCCCGAGAUGCUGGCGAAGGACUGCUCACGGUUCAGAUUCUGGGUCCAGACGGGUGCGGGCGCCAGGCCUCAGUGUUUGUGCAGGACUGGGCCACCCGGGUUUGGGAGUCUCAUAUAGUCAAGAAAACCAUCCCGUUCUCCAUUCUUAAGAGAGGCCGCGACCUUGAGGGGAAGCCCAAGAAGGCAAACAUCCGGGACAAUCGGGAUGGGACCUACACCGUGUCCUACGUCCCGGACAUGACGGGACACUACACCAUCACCAUCAAGUACGGCGGGGACGAGAUCCCAUACUCGCCCUACCGCAUCCACGCCAUUCCCACCGGGGACGCCAGCAAGUGUCAUGUGACAGUGUCCAUUGGAGGACACGGCUCAGGAUCCGGCGUGGGCCCGACCAUCCAGAUCGGAGAGGAGACCAUAAUUACAGUUGAUGCCAAGGCUGCUGGGAAAGGCAAGGUCACCUGCAAGGUUUCCACCCCUGAUGGCGCCGAGCUUGACGUGGAUGUGGUGGAAAAUGCGAAUGGAACGUUUGACAUUUAUUACACGGCGCCGGAGCCCGGGAAGUAUGUGAUCACCAUCCGCUUUGGAGGGGAGCACAUCCCCAACAGUCCCUUUCAUGUGCUGGCGACAGACGACCCCAUGGUCCCCGUUAACGGGAUGGAGGCCAUGCUCCGCCCCUUCAGUCUGGUCAUUCCCUUCACCGUGCAGACAGGAGAAAUCACAGGUGAAGUGCGAAUGCCGUCCGGCCGCGCGGCCCGCCCACACAUCGCAGACAACAAGGACGGCACCGUCACCGUCAGGUACUCGCCGACCGAGCGCGGCCUGCACGAGAUGGAUAUCAAGUAUGACGGCGAGCACAUCCCAGGAAGUCCGCUCCAGUUUUUUGUAGACGCCGUUAACAGCGGUCACGUGACCGCAUACGGCCCCGGGUUGAGCCACGGCAUCGCCAACGCACCAGCAACCUUCAUGAUUGCUACCAAGGACGCUGGAGAAGGCGGUUUGUCUCUGGCGGUGGAAGGACCGUCCAAAGCCGAGAUCAGCUGCAAGGACAACAAAGAUGGCACCUGCAUCGUGUCCUACUUGCCCACGGCGCCUGGCGACUACAACAUCAUUGUCAAGUUUGACGACAAGCACAUCCCUGGCAGUCCGUUCAUCGGCAAGAUCACCGGCCACGCCCCUCUCACCUCAUCCCAGCUCAGUGUUGGCACGGAAACUGACGUCUCCUUGAGGAUCACCGAGACGGACCUGAGCAGUCUGACGGCGACCAUCCGAGCUCCAUCCGGAAGCGAGGAGGCGUGUGUCCUCAAGAGACUUCCCAACCGACACAUCGGAAUCUCGUUCACGCCAAAGGAAGUGGGCGAGCACGUGGUGCGUGUGAAGAAGGGGGGGAAACAUGUGACCAACAGCCCGUUUAAGAUCAUGGUGGCCCAGUCGGAGAUCGGUGAUGCCAGCAAGGUGAAAGUGUUUGGACCGGGCCUGGUGGAGGGACGCACUUUCGAGGUGGCCCACUUCUUCGUCGACACCAGGACCGCCGGUUACGGGGGUCUGGGGCUGUCCAUUGAGGGUCCCAGCAAAGUGGACAUUAACUGUGAGGAUGUGGAGGAUGGCACGUGUCGCGUCACCUACUGUCCCACUGAGCCCGGAAACUACAUCAUCAACAUCAAGUUUGCAGACCAGCAUGUCGCAGGAAGUCCUUUCACCGUAAAAGUGUUUGGCGAGGGCAGAAUGAAGGAGAGCAUCACCAGGAAGCGCCAGGCGCCCGCCAUUGCCACCGUGGGCAGCACCUGUGACCUCAACCUCAAAAUCCCAGGAAACUGGUUUCAGAUGGUCUCAGCGCAGGAGCGUGUCACGCGCAGCUUCACGCGCAGCAGCCACACGUACACGCGCACCGAGCGCACGGAGAUCAGCAAGACGCGUGCAGGCGAGACCAAGCGGGAAGUGCGUGUCGAGGAGAGCACGGAGGUCGGAGAGCCGUUUCGAGACGUCUUUGGAGACUUUCUAGAACGGGACAGUCUGAGCGGCUUUGGUGGGAGGCCGCCGCCGCAGCAGGGUGAGGCCGCCAACCAGGAGAUGACAGCGCAGGUGACGAGUCCCGGCGGUAAGUGCGAGGACGCCGAGAUCAUCCGAGGCGAGGACAGCACGUACAGCGUGCGCUUCGUACCCCAGGAGAUGGGAGCGCACGUAGUCAAUGUCAAAUAUCGAGGACAGCACGUCCCCGGGAGCCCCUUCCAGUUCACUGUAGGACCCCUGGGAGAGGGAGGGGCCCACAAGGUGCGAGCGGGUGGCACAGGUCUGGAACGAGCCGUGACCGGCAUUCCAGCUGAGUUCAGCAUCUGGACGAGAGAGGCAGGGGCGGGUGGGCUGUCCAUUGCCGUGGAGGGGCCCAGCAAGGCCGAGAUCACCUUUGAGGACCGCAAGGAUGGUUCCUGUGGGGUCUCCUAUGUGGUCCAGGAGCCUGGCGAUUAUGAGGUCUCCAUUAAAUUCAACGACGAGCACAUCCCGGACUCACCCUUCAUUGUCCCAGUGGCAACCUUGUCUGACGACGCCCGCCGCCUCACGAUCACCAGCCUUCAGGACUCGGGGUUGAAGGUGAACCAGGAAGCGUGCUUUGCCGUACAGCUGAACGGAGCUCGAGGCCUGAUUGACGCCAAGAUCCACGCACCUUCUGGCGCCACGGAAGAUUGUUUCAUCACCCAAGUGGACGGUGAUCAGCACGCCAUCAGGUUCAUCCCCAAAGAAAACGGCAUCCAUUCCAUCAAUGUCCGCUUCAAUGGGAGCCACGUGCCCGGAAGCCCCUUCAAGAUCCGAGUGGGAGAACUCGGUCAAGUGGGAGACCCCAGCAAGGUGUUGGCCUCUGGACUGGGCCUGGAGGGCGGGACCACAGGCGUGACCGCAGAGUUCACUGUGAACACUUGCAAUGCUGGUUGUGACGCUCUGUCGGUGACCAUCGACGGCCCGUCCAAAGUCCAGAUGAACUGUCAGGAGUGCUGUGACGGCUAUCGGAUCUCUUACACCCCGAUGGCCCCCGGAAACUACCUGGUCUCCAUCAAGUAUGGAGGAGCCCAGCACAUUGUUGGGAGCCCCUUCAAGGCCAAAGUCUCAGGUCCUCGCCUGUCCGGGAGUCCAAGUCUUCAUGAGACGUCAUCUGUUCUUGUGGAAACUGUAACCAAGUUGCCCGCUGCGGGUGCUGCCUUUGCCUCAUUGCCCAAAUUCUCCUCGGAUGCCAGUAAGGUGGUCUCCAGAGGUGCCGGCCUGUCCAAGGCCUUUGUGGGCCAGAAGAACUCGUUCACGGUGGACUGCAGCAAAGCAGGAACCAACAUGUUGAUGGUGGGCGUGCACGGGCCCAAGGCGCCCUGCGAGGAGGUCUACGUCAAGCACGCGGGCCACAGGUUGUACAACGUGACGUACACUAUCAAAGAGGUGGGAAACUACAUCCUCAUCGUAAAAUGGGGCGACGACCACGUCCCCGGGAGUCCCUUUCACGUCACCGUGCCUUGAAGGUGGAGUCUUGCUCUAGACUCCGCCCCCUCCUCAUCCCCACUCAAUUUCCAUUUCCUGUUUUGACUGCCAAAACUUUCUGCUAUCGUGGUUUUGAGGCGCUUAGGAGUACUGCCAGAACUCUCCAAAGAGGUGAUGGAACUGUGAGUGUGUUCAUUCUCACGGAGAAAGACUUGAUGAGUCGCUCGUUCGACACGUUGACUCGGUGCAGGCGUGAUGCAUUGGAAGACAAAAACAAACAUUGUCAUGACAUUAAAGCUCUGAUGGCGUCUUUGGUGUCGUUUCGAUUGCAGGAAGUGUAGUUUGUCCUGCACGGAGCGCCAGCGACACACACAUUGAAACAUCCCCGCACCAGAACAUUUUCCACUUCUUGUUACCAAAGUUAGGCCAACACUGGCUGCGCUAUUAUUGUUUGUGGCCACCAGAUGGCAGCACAGGCAAGCCUUAAAACAAAAUAAAUCACAAGUUUUUUUAAAUCAUCGCAUUCGUCAUCUGCAGUCAUAUAAUAAUAUGAAAUGUCAUCAAAUAUGUGGGCAGCGUGGGGGAGCAGUGGUUAGCAUGUGAAGGUUGCAGAUUGGAUUGUGGAGUUUGCGUGUUGUUGUUAUUGUUGUGUGGGUUUAUUCUGGUAGUCCGACUUCCUCCCACAUCCCAAACACAAGUUACAACCGUGCAAAUGAUUCGUAGCUGUGAAUGUUUGUAUGUAGGUGUCCUGUGAUUGUACCCCACCUCUCACCCAAAGUCAGCUGGGGUAGACUCCAGCUCACCCGUGACCCAUUGUGUUGUAUAGAAGCCAUCCAUCCAUCUUCUUGCGCUUAUCUGAGGUUGGGUUGCGGAGGCAGCAGCAAAUCAAAGUCAAAGUUUAUUUGUGCAGCACCUUACAACAUCCCAGUGGUGCCCAAGAAGCUCAAGAACAAGAACAGGUUACAACAAAUGAGAACAGGGUAAGAUGAAAUCGGAUAUAAUAACAACAACUCAAACAAAAGUAAUGUACACGCACAGACUCACAUCGAAAAUACAGUACCUACAAUCAUCUUGUGUCUGAAUAAAUGAGUUUUUAAAUGAGAUUUCCAAACUGAAAGCACUGUGAGAUCUUAGCGCAGGUGGAAGGGAGUUCCAAAGUGUGGGGGCAAACGCAGCAAAAGAGCGAUCUCCCCAUUUUUUGUAUUUCAUCCUUGGGACUUCUAAUGUGUGUUGAGAAGAGCGCAGGCCUCUGGAGUGGUGACGGACACUUAAAAGCUCAGCCAAGUAUGCUGGAGCAAGUCCAUGAAUGGCCUUGAACACAAAUAAAAAGACUUUAAAAUGUAUUCUAGACUGUACCGGGAGCCAUUGGAGAGAAAGGAGAACUGGAGGGAUACGGGAGUAUGUUGGAGUAUUAGUAAGAAGGCGAGCAGCUGCGUUUUGUACCAACUGGAGCCUGCGGAGGAGGGACUGAUUCACUCCAGUGUAGAGGGCAUUACAAUAAUCAAGCCUCGAGCUGAUGAAAGCAUGAAUUGCUUUUUCAAGAUCUGUACGAGACAAAAAGGGCUUCACCUUUGCCAGGAGCCUGAGGUGGAAGAAACUCGCUCUGACCACAGAACUCACUUGCUUAUCGAGCUUUAGACUGUUGUCAAAAAACACACCAAGGUUUUUAACAGCAGGGGCGAAAGGAGGGGUGGGGGUGUUAAAAUUGGUUUCACUGUGCGGUGAAUCGGGGGUAAAAACAAUGCACUCCGUUUUUCCUUCAUUUAAAUGAAGGAAAUUCUGAGACAGCCAUUGUUUGAUGUCAUGACGGCAGCUGUGGGGGGGGGGUCUAGUGCCUUCUUGCAUUACGGGUAGGUAGCUAGAACAUGAAAUAAAAAUGAAAUGGAUAUGGUCAGGGCCAGAGGUCAGGGCUGCCGUCAAGCUGAAGAAGGAGUCCUAUCGAGCAUGGAUGGCUUGUGGGACUCCUGAAGCAGCUGACGGGUACCGGCAGGCCAAGCGGCACGCGGCUUCGGCGGUGAUCGAGGCAAAAACUCGGGUGUGGGAGGAGUUCGGUGAGGCCAUGGAACACGACUUUCGGUCGGCCUCGAAGAGGUUCUGGCAAACCGUCCGGCGCCUCAGAAAGGGGAAGCAGUGCCCGGUCCACACUGUUUACAGUGGGGACGGGAGCCUGCUGACCUCGACUGAGGAUAUAGUUGGGCGGUGGAAGGAAUACUUUGAGGCCCUUCUCAAUCCCACUGACAUACCUUCCCUAGAGGAAGCAGAGACUGAGGAUACGAACGCGGACAGUUCCAUCACCGUGGCUGAGGUAUC
Dunckerocampus dactyliophorus (ringed pipefish) is the source of this 10768-nucleotide messenger RNA. Its product is annotated as filamin-C-like. The record is from RefSeq and is a predicted model, not a curated record. Bases 215 to 8497 code for a protein of 2760 amino acids. Gene Ontology annotation, biological process: actin cytoskeleton organization. Gene Ontology annotation, molecular function: actin filament binding. The transcript has 47 exons. Lineage: Eukaryota; Metazoa; Chordata; Actinopteri; Syngnathiformes; Syngnathidae.